AUGGAGCCGCCGCGGUCCAAAAAGGAUGUAAGAAGCUUCCUUGGCAAGGUGCAGUUUAUCAGUCGGUUCAUUGCCAAAUUAACUUUAAUAUGCGAACCAAUUUUUCGCUUGCUUAAGAAGGGUGUGCCAUUGAAAUGGGACGACAAGUGCCAGAUAGCCUUCGAGGCAAUUCGAACUUAUUUGCAAAAUCCACCGGAAGGAGACGAUGGGGUUGAAAGGGCUGUCUACUAUCUGAGCAAAAAGAUGGUCAGAUUUAAGGAGCAUUAUACUCCGUUGGAGAAAACAUGUUGGGCGCUUGUUUGGGCUUCCAAGAAAUUGAGGCAUUAUAUGCUAGCCUAUCCAGUAAGGAAGUCCGUUAAAGGAAGAGCUGUAGCUGAAUUCUUAGCUGACUGCCCAGUCGAAGGAGGUGAAGAUGUUGAGUUUAAGUUUCCCGACGAAGACAUAAUGACUCUAGCUGAAGAUGUUUGGAAGUUGUACUUCGACGGGGCUGCUAAUCAGAAAGGGUUUGGAAUUGGUGUGUUGCUAAUAGCACCCGAUGGGUCCCACAUUCCCCUCGUAUUCAAGCUAAAUUUUGAAGUCACCAACAAUCAAGCAGAAGAAAUUGGAAGUGGUGGGAGAUUCCAACCUGGUAGUGUCACAGGCAAUGGUGAUUGGAAAGUCAAAGAAGAGAAGUUAAAGCCAUACCAUCAAGAUCUAGAGGAUCUCAUUCCUCAUUUCAACAAGGUAACUUUUACUCAUGUACUGAGGCUCAAGAAACAAUUUGCGGAUGCCUUGGCAACGCUAGCAUCCAUGGUUGAGAUUCCUAUCGGGGUAAAACUAAGGCCAAUUGUGAUUGAACAAAGAGAUACACGGGUAUACCAGCAUGUCAUGGCCGUUGAUGAGCCUGAUGAUGGUCACCCUUGGUAUUAUGACAUUUGGAGAUUCAUGGAAAGAGGCAAAUACCCCAUUGAAGCGAGCAAGAAAGACAAAAUCGCUCUCCAGAUGAUGGCGGCUCAAUACAUCAUUUGUGGAGGAAAUCUAUAUCGGAGGUCGCAUUGCGGCAUGCACAAGUUAUGCAUCCAUGGUGCAGAGACAAGAAGGGUAAUGGAAGAAAUUCACGAAGGUGUGUGUGGUCCUCACAUGAACAGCAUGAUGCUCGCCAGGAAGAUCCUCAUGCAAGGAUAUUUCUGGUCCACCAUGGAGACAGAAUGCGUGGAAUACGUACGGCGAUGUCAGAAAUGCUAG
Messenger RNA from Rhododendron vialii, 1224 nucleotides. RefSeq lists its product as uncharacterized. The record is from RefSeq and is a predicted model, not a curated record. The transcript is spliced from 4 exons. The coding region runs from base 1 to 1224 and encodes 407 amino acids. Gene Ontology annotation, molecular function: nucleic acid binding; RNA-DNA hybrid ribonuclease activity. NCBI's taxonomy places the organism in Eukaryota, Viridiplantae, Streptophyta, Magnoliopsida, Ericales, Ericaceae.